Acaulospora colombiana is the source of this 2077-nucleotide messenger RNA. NCBI's taxonomy places the organism in Eukaryota, Fungi, Glomeromycota, Glomeromycetes, Diversisporales, Acaulosporaceae. The record is from the annotation of a GenBank genome assembly.
UUUUCCAACAACACUUUUGGUUGAAGGAGAUGUUGUGGAAAUGCUAUAUGGCGACGUGGCUCCGUGUAGAAUGAAAUAUUUGGAGCAAAAAGAUUUAGCACCAAAAUAUUUGGAAUCAUCCCAUGUCCUUAAGCCAACAUUUUUCGAAAAGAUGUCGUCACAUGCUUUAUGGGAACAAAACAUAAAUAACGAGGGGAGAUAUAAAUUCGUUCUCUUAGAAACUCCCUGGGCAAAUUGCCUGAGAUCCGCACUAAACCAGACCCGACCCGCUACAGUAAUAACUAAACAGGCAGAAAUUUUGGAACGAGUUUUCCUGCAUCGAUUCGUUUUUGUUAUACUCGCAAUGUCGUUUUUGAUUAACCUGCUAAGAUAUAUGUCGUCCGAGGCUCCUAGCAAUAGACACGGAGAUCAGGUCUUUGAAACAUUGGUGAUUCUUCCUAUGUAUUCCAUCAUACCCCUGAUCCCAUUAGCUUUUCCGGUUCUUUGGGUGGUGACUCGUGGUUUUGCGAAUGCUACAAUACUAGUUUUAUUUGAGGCCCUUCAAAUUUCCAAGACCGAGUAUGAAGACGACGAGGAGGUGGACGAGUUUGAUGCCGAGGCCCCGCCGCCUACAAAAAAUGUUCAUAUUGACAAAGCUGAUCUAUGGAGAAAAUUUCUGUAUCUCAAUAAUCCAUUGGAUGGCGCGUCACUGGUCCGAUCGACCAAUUUAUUCGAGUCCUUGGGUAGCACCACUGUGAUCUGUUUUCUUGAUCGUGAAGGGAUUAUCUCCUCUCCGUUCGCUUCAGUUGACCAGAUAUUAUUGCCUAAUGAAGAGGAGGAUAUCACUGUCCUUGACAUUGCCGAGGAUCCGAGCACUGCAUUUCGGGUCAAAUUCGAAGAUCAAGAUUGGGAUCAACAUUUAUCUCGUCUGAAACCUUUAGGACUCAACUUACUACUGAACACAAACUGUGGUGUCCUGCAGGGGCGCAAGCGGGCAGAUCAACAUAGAAAGCAUUCGAGUCUUUACAUCCAUGCUAAAACGAAACCUGCGAGGCAAUGUAGAGAAAUAGGUUUUACGGACGAGGCACUUCGACCAUUCGUCAAAAGAAAGGAGAUAUAUACGAGUGCACCUUGUCAUCCAUCGUUAAGAGAGCGUAUAAGGAACGAUCAGUGGGAGGUUCCUAGUAUGAUUUCUUCAAUCUGUGAAGAACUAGAACGAGGAAGCUACCAGUUGCUAUCCGACGGUCAUUUAGAGAUCAUAUUAGACAACUGUUCGGAUUAUUGGAAUGGUCUGGGACUACAGGUUAUGAACAAAGAGAUGGAGGACAAGAUAUAUGAAUUUUAUGAAAAUGCAAUCAUAAAUGACAUGCAAUGCAUCGCGUACGCAUAUCGUCCGAUCAACGUCGAGAAUGGAAAUAAGAUUCCAUUCUUAACCACCACAGCGAAUGAUUCCGAGGGAGCAUACCUAGUAUUACCCAGUCCCCCCGAGAUUGAUCUGAUCACAAGGUCGGAAGGUGAUGAAGAUCUUUCCCUGUCGCAAUUGGUCAGAUUACAUCGCCUGAAUAGUGGAAUGUUGGAUGCAAACCUUCAUGAUUUUGCCUUUGAUCAGAACGUGACACCAAGUUACGAAAAAUCAUUUUAUCAGGAUGUGAUUCAAGGCCAAAUCUUUCUUGCAAUGGCAACACUCUGCCAUCAACCCAAGCCUGAUGUUUGUGAUUUCAUUGAAGAUUUGAAAUUGGCGGGAAUAAGAUUUGUUUACUUUUCUCCGACGGCCGAAAGGGAAAGCAAAGCUUAUGCUAUAAGGCUUGGACUUGAAAUCAGUUGGAACAGCUGUAUACUUUUAUCGUCGCCCGAUGACGAAAGCGAUGGCUAUUUGGAGUCCCAUGACAUAAAGGCCCGACUUCCGCAUGGAACCGGUGAGAUCAGAGAUCAUCUACGGGAUGUAGAUGAUAUUCCACUUCAUGUCUCUUUAUUUGCCGAAUGUACACCGGCGAAUACGCAAGAGAUGAUCAAAAUAUUCCAAGAGUAUGGGGAGGUCGUGUGUUGUAUCGGUAGUGCCCUCAAUUCCUUCAAUACUCCUUGUUUUGCUGUGGUAUGA